Molecule: messenger RNA, 2085 nt
Organism: Phaedon cochleariae (mustard beetle)
Lineage: Eukaryota; Metazoa; Arthropoda; Insecta; Coleoptera; Chrysomelidae
Source: the annotation of a GenBank genome assembly
AUGAGUACGGAAAAAGAAAAGAUUAAAGCUACGGUGCAGGGGGUCGGAUCCCCAGUACCGGUCCAGGUUAGAGGUGGUGGAGCAGGCCUCACUGGACCGUCAUCCAGCAACUGCGGCUCUCCUUUGGUGGAAAACCAGGCCAAAGAGAGUAUUCUCACUACUGGCGAAGACGAAAUCUUCCGAACAGAUCUACAAACAAGCAACCGAUUUGAAGUAUUGGAAGGGAAGUAUAAUCCUUUCAGAAGAAGUGAUUCUUUAAGAAGAACACCCCCUAGGAGAACUUCGAACCUAAGUGAAAGUGGAAGUUACAACGAAACAAUUAUGCCGGAAACUUUUAGCGAGAUGGACAAUACGGAGAAGACAUUGUUACCAAACUUAGAAUAUGAUGUAACAAACUUACAAGAGGAGACACAAUCAGAUGUGGAGCAGAGAUUGAAAAGAAAAAGACAAAACGAAACACCAGAAAAACUUCGGGGAGAGUCCAAAGAGCAAACUGAAAUUCUGAGGAAGAAUAUAGAAAUGAUUUCCAAACAAGUCAAGCUUCUCAAUAAACUGAUUAAAGCCUCAUACAAACCAAAAACAGAAUUGUUAGACAUCACCAGAGCCAUGAAUAUGUGCACUAGGCAACUGGAGAAUGAAGGGGUGAUGAAAUGGCUGGAGGAAGUAGGAAGGAACACGGAAGAUGUUAAUCUACAAAAUCCAAUGCAGUGCCCACAGAAGGAGAUGGUAACGAUAGGAACACAAGUCACAGAAGACGAGUUAGAGAAAGAGCUGGAGAUUUCCGAACAGUUGAGGAUAACCAAAAUGAAGAAUAUACUCGAGGAAGAUACUGGCUUCAUUGGGGUAUCUGAAGCGAUGGAUGAAUCUUGGCCAGAAGAAAUAUUCAAGCGGGCCAAAUUGAAGGAUAUAGACGUAUCCUCACUCAACAGAGGAGGAGACAUCGUAGUAAUUGUGAACCCGCGUGACCCUAAAGUUGACAAAACGAUAGGGACACUAGAACUCAUUUUCCCUGGAGUCUCCGAAUUGAUGAAAAAUAACGACGGACAAGUAGAUUUUGUGUUGCACACGAAUAAAACAAUGAGUAAAAAUCGCGAGGAAUCUGAGGAAAUUCGAGCUUUUUACAUAGUACCGUGGGGAAAUACAUCGGGAGAGAUUAGGAGCAUAGAAGAGCUCUACACACAGGUGAAAAUACUGAAAGCUACAAUGGAGAUACAUCCAACAGACAACAUAAAUGUGAUUGUGAAUGGCGGCUUGGAGGAUGAUUACAUGAGGAAAAUCUUUGAGUAUAUCUUUCACAAGGAGGCAAUAAAUAUCACAAUACUAGCCAAACCUGCGAAGGGUGUAAAUAAGGCCCUCAGGCCAACACCAGAAAGAAUGGUCAUCAAAUGUGAAGGUAAGACUUAUGCAGACAUGCUAAGAGAUAUCAAAGGCAAAGUGGAUAUCGGCAACAUGGGAAUAAACAUCAGAACCAUCAAGAAAACUAUGAAAGGAGAUUUAAUGUUAGAAUUAGAUGGUGGGAAAGGCAACGCAAACAUUCUCAAAGAAGAAAUCAUGAAAAAGAUGACGGCGACAAAUAUAAGAGUUCACAGGCAAGAAACUCAAAUACAUAUAAAUGAUAUAGACGCAAUCACACAGGCUGAAGAGGACCAGAAGAGGAAGCCGGAAAUUUUAGGCAACAAAGAAGGAGGAAACACGGGUUUAACAACUCAGGCGAGCAAACGCAAAAGAGGAGAUAUAACCCCAGAAAAUUUGAAGCAUCUUGCAGAAGAUAAGGAGUGUUUCACAAAAGCUCUCGAUAAGUUAUUGAUGCAAGUGAAGGUGCUGGACAAAAUGGUUGGUGGAAUUUACAAAGCAAAGAAAGAGUUACUAGAGUUGAGCGGCAGGAUGACUUGCCAGGCAAACCAGUUACAAGAAUAUAGGAGGUGUCUUGAUGCCCUGAGCGACGAAGGGGUGAUAGAUCAAUUCAUUUCCAUGCAAUCUCAUACGAUUGAAAUGGUUAACAUGAGUACCCAAGUCUCGGAAGAGGAACUGGAAAAGGAGCUACAAAUUAGACACCAAGCGUGGCAAAACGAGGGGGAGUUUUAG